CCCCCGAGCCGCCGGAGGCCUGCGCGUGCUUCCCUAGGCGAAGAAUGCGUCGAGGGGGACCCCAGCCCUUCUUGCAGAAACAAAAAUGGGUGGGAUGCCCUUACCCCCAUGCGUCGGUGAGUUACGCCUGGAUAGUAUCCCCGACCGCUUUUUGACCUCCCGUCCCAGAUAUCUUUGCGUGCCCAAACCCGCCGUAGGCACGCGCGGGAUUCCCUGGCGAGGAAUGCGACGAGGGUGGGGCACCCUUCCCCCUUCCACAAACACUUACCGCGGUGCGGUGAGUGAUAACUCCCCGUGCUUGAAUAGACCGCUGAUAAUUCGUUUCUUGGUCAGUCGUUGCCGGGCCCGAGCUGCCGGGAGGCCAGCGGGCCCUUCCUAGGCGGAGGGUGCGUUGAGGGGGACCCCUUUUUGCAGAGAAACCAGCUAGAAUGCCCCCACCCCUUGUGUCGGUG
Schizophyllum commune H4-8 is the source of this 452-nucleotide messenger RNA. RefSeq lists its product as uncharacterized. Lineage: Eukaryota; Fungi; Basidiomycota; Agaricomycetes; Agaricales; Schizophyllaceae. Bases 86 to 379 code for a protein of 97 amino acids. The transcript has a single exon. The record is from RefSeq and is a predicted model, not a curated record.